GCUUGCGACGGAGCAGACACAAAUCUUUCGUUUGAUACGGUACGCAGUAUAAGUAAAAUGAAGGUGUGUAAUAUCUGGCUGCUGGAGGUUCUGUGUAUCUUAUCAACUUUAAAGAUUGUCAACACAUCAGUUAACACCAGCCGUGAGCCAAAUGUCAAAAUAUCCACUCAAAGUUCAAACCACAGUGCUCCAUUCCGUAGUGGCAAGGCAGUAGAUGGUUGUAGAAAACAAAUCUUCGACAUCGACAGCUGCUGUUCACAUACAAAGACAGGUGAAAAGGAGGCAUGGUGGCAAUUAAAUCUAGAGGGACUGAUCGUUAUGGAAUAUGUCAAAGUAUACUACAGAAAUCAAGGGUAUGCGCAACGACAACGAUUUGGUGGCUAUCAAGUAUACCAGUCGAACACGUCGGAUUGGCGGAACGGUUACCUUUGCCAUAAAGACAUAACAUCAACGUCGGCUGCGUUGUCGUUGACUCCCCAGAUCAACUGUACAGGUAGCGCCCAGUACCUGACGAUAUACAGCGACAGACGGUCUGGAGGUCUAUCGUGGUACUCUAAAAAUGCUAUUCUGGAGCUUUGUGAGGUUGAAGUGUACGGUUGUCCGCUUGGGAAAUAUGGUGAUGGUAAUUGUGAAUCAGAUUGUGAUGUAGGCUGUGCCAAUAGUCUGUGUGAUCCAGUGACCGGAGGAUGUGCAUACUGUGCAGUUGGAUACUAUAGGUCUGGAUCUUUAUGUGUAGAAUGCCCAUCUAAUUGUUAUGAUAACAUAUGUUAUGUAGAAUCCGGUGUUUGUUCUGCAUGCAAACCUGGAUAUUAUGGUGAUAUCUGCAACACAAGCUGCCCGUCCAAUUGUAAAGGGGAUAUAUGUAAUCAGACCAGUGGGUUAUGUACAGAAUGUGCUGUUGGAUUCUAUGGCGGUUUCUGUAGUCAGCUUUGUCCUAUUAAGUGCAAGAACAUCCUUUGUAACCUGGACAACGGUCAAUGUAAAGAAUGUGUAGCCGGACUAUAUGGCACUGAGUGUAACCAGUCUUGUCCUGUCAACUGUCAAGAUACUUUAUGUCACAUAAGUAGCGGAGAAUGCAAAGUUUGUGAAGCCGGUUUUUAUGGAAGCCAAUGUUUAAAGUCGUGUGGCAGUUGUCAAGGUGUGAGUUGUGACAAGGACACUGGAGACUGUGCGACAGGGUGCACAGAUGGAUGGACUGGAAACGAAUGUGACAACAAGGUGGUACUUAUAACGAAUGGGGACUCCACAGUCGGAAUAGGCGUCGGAUCCGGAGUGGUUAUACUGGUUCUGGUCAUCGUGAUCAUUGUACUGGUCAGACGUCGCACGAUGAAGCGCGGUGACACCACAAGUUCUUCUCAUAUGACAGAUAUAUCAUUGUCGAGAACUGCAAAAGAGCUAAAACAAAAUCAAGAUAAUACCUACGACGAAAUAGCAACGUGCAACAACGAACAAACCAUUGCGCAGAUUUCACACAAUGAGGCAAAUUAUGAACAGCUUGGACGCAGGGAGGUGGAAAUUCCAAAUAUAUACGCGACAACAGAUGUUGACAAGGAAACAUAGGGAAAUGCUUCUUGUAAAAUGGACAGUUUUAUCAUUCAACACAACGUAACCUUGGUGCUGGAACUAAAUUACCCACAUAUAACUUUUGUUUUGAUGAAGUCGUCUCUUAACUGAACAUAAUAGUAAUUAGGGUGAUGAACAUUGACAGUUGUGUAGGUUGUUACUGUUCAGUUGUAAAUUCUGGUAUGAUUUUUAAGUUGUCAAACUAUCGGAAUGUCAGUUUUGUGAACCCAAGCAUGUAUCGUAUAUGCUGUCAAUGUUGAGGUUUAAUGUAUUUUCAUACUGACUUAGUAUUUCGUCGUUCUGUACAGCAGUUUAUAUAUUUUAUAUUACUGUAAGACAUUUGUAUUUAUCGCAGUUAACCAUUGCAGUAAACUUCAUAUAAUUUGUCAUUUUACGAUCCCAGAAGUUAUUUUGGGGGAUGGAUGUUUGGGAGUAGAAGUAUAAGUUGUUUUGAGCAAGUUCUCAAGCAGUGUUAGAUAAGCACACAGUUGACAGGUGG
Messenger RNA from Mizuhopecten yessoensis (Yesso scallop), 2062 nucleotides. RefSeq names its product cell death abnormality protein 1-like. Bases 58 to 1560 code for a protein of 500 amino acids. The record is from RefSeq and is a predicted model, not a curated record. Gene Ontology annotation, molecular function: scavenger receptor activity. The transcript is spliced from 11 exons. NCBI's taxonomy places the organism in Eukaryota, Metazoa, Mollusca, Bivalvia, Pectinida, Pectinidae.